AUGUCUAAACCCACCACCGAGAUUGACCUCUCCGGGUUCGGGCUCGAGAGACUGCAGCACAUAGGCCGUGGGCAGUAUGCCAGUGCACAGCUGGUCAAAGAGACGGCCAGUGGACAGACCUUCGUGGCCAAAUGCAUCUCCUUGGCGGCAUUGAACGAGCAUGACCAGGAUUUGGCUCAUCAAGAGGUCUUCCUCCUGCAGACACUGAGCCAUCCCUACAUCGUCGCAUAUCGGGAUAGCUUUCUCAUUGAAGGGGCGAACACUUUGGUGAUUGUGAUGGAGUAUUGCGGCGGUGGCGAUGUUCGCAAAGCCAUCAAGGACAAAGCAAAGGAAGGCGGCCACUUUACGGAGGAGCAAAUCAUGACGUGGUUUGUCCAGCUCUGCUUAGCGCUGCAGUACAUCCAUUCAGAGAAGGUAUUGCAUCGAGAUUUGAAAACCUCCAACAUCUUCUUGACCGAAGAUGGCUCGGCAAUCAAGCUCGGCGACUUUGGCAUCUCACGCGUGCUGGAAGGCACCACCGAGGCCGCCGUCACUAUAGUCGGAACGCCAUACUACAUGUCUCCCGAAGUUUGUCGAAGCGAGCCUUAUAACUGGAAAUCCGACAUCUGGGCUUUGGGAUGUGUGCUCUACGAGUGCUGCAUGCUGAAGCAUGCCUUUGAGUCUUCCUCCCUGUUGGGCCUGGUCUACAAGAUUGUCAGUGACCAUUAUGACCCAAUUCCGUCCUUCUAUUCGCCAGAGCUGAAUGAUCUGAUCAACAAGCUGUUGAUGAAGAAUGCCGAGUCCCGGCCUUCAAUCAACGAGCUCUUCGCCAACCCGUACGUCAAGGCUUACCUGGCAAAGCAAUCGGCCCCUGUGGCCACCCCCAGUCCGCCGUCCUCCUUGGAGCCGGCUGGCAAGAAGACCACUCUGAGGCCCGGAGGAGCUGCGAAGCCGCCUCCGCCUCCUCCGCCACCUCCCAAAGAAACCCCGCCGGCACCCGGCCCUGCCCCUCUUGCGCCAGAGUCCAAGAUCCUCGUCAUCAUCGCGCGCAUCCGGCGACGGCUGGUGGGUCAGAAGCUGAACUGGAUCUCGUCCUGUGCAUCCUUCGAUGAUGAUGGCGACGGAGCGCUCACGCCGGAUGCCAUGGGCCACGCUCUGAUGACGAUGCCCCUGGGCCUCAGCGACGAUGAGAUCAAGCAGUUGACGUCAGCUUUGUCUCCAUCACCUGGUGCCAAGAUAUCCCUGGACGCCUUCAGCGCUUACCUACAGGAGGUGGCAGAUGAAGUGAAGCAGUACGAAACUUGGGCUCGGCAGGUCCUGGCACCACCGGGAAAGCGCCUCCACGAUCUGCUGCGGGCGAAGGACAUCGAGCGCAGUGGCACUUUGGCCCCCAGCAUCUUCCAAGACACGCUCCAGGAGCUUGUUCCCGUGCUGACUCCUCCACAUCUCGACUUGCUGGCCUUGCUCGCCGACAAGAACUGCUUAGGCGAUGUGGACUAUGGUGAGUUCCUGGACACAUUUGGCGCCCCUGUGGCUCCUCCAUCGUCAGCCCCUCCGGGGCCUCCAGGUCCUCCACGGCCCCCAGCGCCGCCGGGAAUGCCGCCGCUGCCAGGCAUGUCCACAGCUCCAGCUCCGCCUGGGAUGCCUCCGCUGCCUGGCGUGGGUGGGCCAUCCGAUCCGCUUGGGGCGACCCUGGGAGGGACCCUGGGAGGAUCCCUCGGCAGUGUGGAAAUCAACUUUGAGAAAACGUUUUUCACUUGCACUUCCAGCUCUGCUUUACAAGGAACGAAUGCCGGUCGAAUGUCUCUCUCGGCACAAGGCUGUGCCUUGAUCUUUGGAAGACUGCGCAGAAGGCUGGAGGCAGCCGGUUUGGCGUUGUCUGAUGCCUUGGCGCUGUUCCUCCUUCCCGGAGAGAGGGAGCUGACCGCGGAGCAGUGGCUGGAUGUGGCGUCGACUUUGCCCCUGGGAACCUCGCGAGCUGAGAUGCAACAGCUCUUCCUGAAGGUGGAUGCAGACGGCUCCGGCAAGGUGGCGCUGGCCACGCUGGAGCAAGGCAUCGCGCGGGCAAACUCCGAAGACUGUUGCAAGCCUCCUACCUGGAUCUCUGCUGCCAUCACCCAGAGGGGCCUGUGCAACCGCAUCAGCUCAGAGUUGCAGCGACGCUGCACCGGCGGUUCCCGGCUGGCACCGGAGGGAGCCUUCAGGCGUGUGAUCAUGGAGACGGAGAGAUAUCUCACGUCAGACCAGUUGACGUCCCUGAUUCUCUUGGCGGACAAGAACUCCGGAGGACUCCUCGACUACGAAGAGUUCACGGAGCGCUUUGGCGGCUCCGGGGGGUCUUUGGGGGUUCCCGGUGGGGCGCUUCCGCCCCCCGCGGUGGAGGCGGACGCCUCGGCCGAGGAGAUUUCGGUGGUCUGCGCCCGGACGGCCGCGGUGAUGGAAAGCCACGGCUUUCAGUGUGACCGCCUGCCGUCUCUGCUCGCUUUGUGGGGAAGCUUAGAGCUCCCGAGCCUGGCGGCGGUGAUCGCUUCCCUCCCCCUGGGCCUCUCCAGACGGGAAGCCGUGGCUUUGCUGAGCCAUGGCAGCGUGGAGGCCCUGGUCGCGAACAUGGUGCAAGUGCAGAGCCAGGGGAUCUGGAGGAGCCACGUGGAGUGGGCACAGGGCCAGAUCCCGGGCCAUGCGCUCCGGCAGGUCCUACACCAUCAGGUAAUUGAGGCGGAGUCAAGAACCCUGGAGCCAGGUGACUUCAUGGAGGCCCUGGCAAACGCAGGUGUUCCUCCUAACAACAUUCAGAUGGCAAUGUGGCUCGCGCAGAAGACGAGCCAAGGUGAUGUCCAGGUGGCUUCCUUCCUUGAGUCCUUCAGUGGCAGUCCGCAAGCUGCGAAGAAGAAGCGAGGACUCCUCUGGCGAAUGAUGGGACGAUGA
Messenger RNA from Symbiodinium sp. CCMP2456, 2904 nucleotides. NCBI's taxonomy places the organism in Eukaryota, Dinophyceae, Suessiales, Symbiodiniaceae. The record is from the annotation of a GenBank genome assembly.